AUGCUCGAAAAUCCGCAGCAACUCAACGGCGAUGUGGUAGAAGAGCCCGAAGAAUCUGGCGACGAAGAAGAAGGCACCCUCGACUGGACAGACAUUCUAUCAUCAUCCCAGAUUCAGAACGCGACGAAACAGAUUUCGAACCCUCCAUCGUUGAACGUAGUUCCAAUCUCCAACAGUUCAAACGCUCAUCUUCAAUCGAUCUAG
Marasmius oreades (fairy-ring Marasmius) is the source of this 204-nucleotide messenger RNA. RefSeq lists its product as uncharacterized. Bases 1 to 204 code for a protein of 67 amino acids. The transcript has a single exon. The record is from RefSeq and is a predicted model, not a curated record. NCBI's taxonomy places the organism in Eukaryota, Fungi, Basidiomycota, Agaricomycetes, Agaricales, Marasmiaceae.